Molecule: messenger RNA, 3357 nt
Organism: Anolis carolinensis (green anole)
Lineage: Eukaryota; Metazoa; Chordata; Lepidosauria; Squamata; Anolidae
Gene: atl2
Product: atlastin GTPase 2
Exons: 14
Coding region: 1337-2752 (471 amino acids)
Biological process (GO): endoplasmic reticulum organization; protein homooligomerization
Molecular function (GO): GTP binding; GTPase activity
Source: RefSeq, a predicted model, not a curated record
UGUGAUUUGUAAUGUAUGCUGUGCUCGUGGGAUUAUACUUUGUGAGGGAAGUGGGAAUACCUGGUUGUAUGUGUCUAUCCAGGCGUGGCUUGGUAGGAAGAAAACUAAUCUUGUGAAUUUGUAGUUGUAGAGCCUUUCAAGGGUUUUGUGUGUGGUUUUUAUUGUGCUUUUGUGUGUCAGUGAUGUCCCUGUGUGACUUGUGAUGUGUCCUUGACUAGUAGGGGCCCACUCUGCAGAGGGAACCAGGAAUGGCUAGUUUUGUGCUUAUUCCGAUAUGGCUUGGUAGAAAGAGGCUAUAAUUUUUUGAUUUUGCAGCUGUAGAGCCUUUCAAGUUGUGUGUGUUGUAUGUGGAUGUGUGUGAUUGUUUCUGUGGAUGGUGUCACUGUGAGGUAUGCUUAACUAAGGGCGGGUCCACUUUGUGGGGUGGAGGAAGCGAGAAUUCCUGCUUAUAUAUGACUAUCCAGAUGUGUCUUGGUAGGAAAAGACUGUAAUCUUAUGUAUUUGCAUAUGAAGAGCUUUCAAAGGGUGGAUUAGGCCCCAGUCAUGAUUAUCUUUUUGGUCUGUUUCGGGCCUGUGCAUGAGAGAGAAAAAGCAGGUUUUCUUAGCAAUGCCUUGCAGGUCUAAUGGUGUUGCAAGCUCCCACUGGUGUAUGUAUAGAGUUGGUGUCCCACGUGGUCAGGCUUGGCUGGUUGGUGUCUGGGGCGUGUGAACCUUGUAGCCUGCAGGAGGAGAGGGGAGAGGAGGGUCAGGAUUCAUCUUGAUAGGAUCAUUUGUCUGUUGGGCCAUUAGUCGCUCUAGCAGCCUAAUAUUGCCUGCUCCCACAGGCAGAAGUGCUGUAGGAUUUCAAGCUCUGGUCUUCUCCAGAAUUAUUCAGAAACUGCUGGGAAUGAAUCAGGGAUUAUCAUCUCCUAAACUGAGUUUUUUCUCUUCUUUCUGAGAGUAAAUCUGCACUGUGCAAUUAAUGCUCGUUGCCACUGUCACUGCUCAGUGCUAAAGGAUUAUGGGAGUUGUAGUUUUGGAAGAUCUUUAACCUCCUCUAACAAAGUGUGCUGGUGGCUUGCCAAACGGCGACUUCCAUGAUUCCUCAGUGUCGAGUCAUGGGGAAACUUAUGUGGAUGCCGAAGAGAAUGCUGUUUUUGAUUCUGAAGAAGACGUGAUUACAGAGAAGCCAUGCCCCAUACAGAUUGUUCUUGCUCAUGAAGAUGAUCAUAAAUUUGACCUGGAUGAAGAAGCAUUGGAGCGAAUCUUAUUGCAGGAGCACAUUAGAGAUCUCAAUAUAGUAGUUGUUUCUGUAGCUGGUGCAUUCCGCAAAGGCAAAUCUUUUCUUUUGGACUUCAUGCUUAGGUAUAUGUACAAUAAGGAAUCUUCAGCUUGGAUAGGUGGAAGCCAUGAGCCAUUGACUGGGUUUACAUGGAGAGGAGGCUGUGAGAGAGAAACAACUGGCAUUCAGGUCUGGAGUGAGGUGUUUGUAAUUCCCAAGCCUGAUGGGACAAAGGUUGCUGUACUACUAAUGGAUACCCAAGGUGCCUUUGAUAGCCAAUCCACUAUCAAAGACUGUGCAACGGUAUUUGCUCUGAGCACCAUGACAAGUUCAGUUCAGGUAUACAAUUUAUCACAAAACAUCCAAGAAGAUGAUCUUCAGCAUUUGCAGCUAUUUACAGAAUAUGGAAGGCUAGCUAUGGAAGAAAUUUACCAAAAGCCAUUUCAGACACUUAUGUUCUUAAUUAGAGAUUGGAGCUAUCCUUAUGAACAUCCAUAUGGCUUAGAAGGAGGACAACAAUUUCUAGAAAAGCGGUUGCAGGUAAAACUGCAUCAGCACGAAGAGCUCCAGAACGUAAGGAAGCAUAUUCAUUCAUGUUUCAGUAAUCUUGGCUGUUUCCUGUUGCCGCAUCCUGGUCUUAAAGUUGCAACUAACCCAAACUUUGACGGGAGGCUAAACGACAUUGAUGAUGACUUUAAGAGAGAGCUACGGAAUUUGGUUCCAUUGCUGCUUUCUCCUGAAAAUCUGGUGGAAAAAGAAAUCAGUGGCUCGAAGGUGACCUGUAGGGAUCUUGUGCAAUAUUUUAAGGCUUAUAUUAAAAUCUAUCAAGGAGAGGAACUACCUCAUCCUAAGUCAAUGCUUCAGGCAACAGCAGAAGCCAACAACCUUGCCGCAGUAGCUGGAGCAAAGGAUACCUACAACAAAGGAAUGGAGCAGGUUUGUGGUGGAGAUAAGCCUUACAUAGCUCCCGCAGACUUGGAGCACAAGCAUCACGAUCUGAAAGCACUGGCUAUAAAGCAGUUCCGUUCAGUGAAGAAGAUGGGAGGCGAAGAGUUCUGUCGCCGGUACCAAGACCAACUCGAAGAGGAGCUAGAUGAAGUCUAUGCAAACUUUGUGAAGCACAACGACGGCAAAAACAUCUUCUAUGCUGCCCGUACUCCUGCCACUCUUUUUGCCGUCAUGUUUGCCAUGUAUAUAAUCUCAGGACUGACUGGCUUCCUGGGCAUGAACUCCAUAGCCACUCUGUGCAACCUCGUGAUGGGGUUAGCGCUGGUCUCCCUUUGUACUUGGGCAUAUGUUAAAUACUCUGGGGAAUUCAGAGAAGUUGGAACACUCAUCGAUCAGAUGGCUGAAGUACUAUGGGAACAGAGGAGUCCCAAGAAGGUGUGUUCCAAAUUCUUUGAAGUUCUUAGACGCCGAAUGGUUCGCCGCGCUCAUACCUCAGUGCAACGGCAGCGGCUCCCAUCCAACAAUAACAAGAAGAAAAAUUAGCCAGUAUUUUUACCUUUUCCUUUCUUUACCCGAAGCGUUCACACUUAACAUGUAUAGACAGUAAGCAAGACCUUCUGGGCCAUGUUGUUUAAAUGCUCUUAAGACAUCUGAGGUUUGAUACAGCAGUAUAAUACGGCAUCCAGUCUUCUAGGAACAACGAAGUGAUUUGAGUUCAGUCAAAUACUGUGUUGAGGAAAGCGCUUACUCUGUAAAUUAAUAACUAUUCUGGUAGACAGAAUCAUCUUUUUUUUCUCCAUGCUGAUGCACUUUUGAUCCAUUUCAUACUUCAUGAUUUCAAUUUGGUUUUUUUAUGAUUUCUCCUUUUUUAUUGUUUCAAACAUGUUUGUUAUUAUUUUUCUCAUUCCUUUGUUUUGUACAUGUUUCAUGCUGCAGGUGAUAAAACCUCUUGGGGAUAAUUUGAUUGAGGAUACCAUGAGACAAUCGGUUACAAACUCUAUCAAAGCAGGCCUGACUGAACAGAUGUCUCAGCAUGCCAGGCUAAAGACAGACUGACAGUUCAUCUCCUCCUCUCGCCUGCCUGCCCACCCAUUUGUAGACUCGCUUGCUGUACAAUGAGAACUCAAUAAACCAAAGUUUACAUUUGA